Messenger RNA from Rubroshorea leprosula, 764 nucleotides. NCBI's taxonomy places the organism in Eukaryota, Viridiplantae, Streptophyta, Magnoliopsida, Malvales, Dipterocarpaceae. The record is from the annotation of a GenBank genome assembly.
AUUUCACACGACCUCAUACGAAAGAAAUAAGAGAACUAUGAAUAGUGGUGUGUGUAUCACAGGAACCACAGGAACAGAAUCAGAUUUGGAUUUUUAUGGGUUAUUGCAAGAAGUGAUUGAGCUUCAAUAUGUUGGCUCUACACAUCGACAGACGGUUGUUCUAUUUAAAUGCGAUUGGUAUGAAAUUCCUCUUGCACGAGGAAUUGUGGUUGACAGAAAACAUCGUCUUAUUGAUAUUAAUCCAAAUAGAAAACUGAGGACUUAUGAGCCUUUUAUCUUGGCCAGUCAAGCAAAACAUGUGUAUUACACUCCAUAUCCAUCACAUAAUUCUAAUAGGAAGGGAUGGCUUGCUGCAUUGAAAUGCAGAGCAAAAAGUAUUAUUGAGAUGCCAGAUGAGCAAGAAGACCAACACGAUGAGCAAGAACCCAUUUUUCAAGAUGAUGACCCUCUACCUCCCCAACCAACUAAAACCGAUUUGAUAUUCUAUGAACCUAUUCAACAUACUAAUGGGACUAUAUAUGCCAUUAAUGUUGAAUUUGAGGAUGUGAAUGAUGACAGAGAAUUUGAGGAUGAGUAUGAGGAGGAAGAAUUUGAAAAUUAUUCUACAUCUGAGGAAGAUAAUAUUGAAUACAUUUCUGAGAGUGAUAGUAGUGAUUAAUUAAUUAGUAACACAUAGAUGCUUUUUAAUUAUAGAGUAAUGCAUGUGUGUGGUAUUGUAUAAUACAAUUGGUGAUAUGUAUUGUUGAUAAAUUUAAUUGUUAAUU